Messenger RNA from Salmo salar (Atlantic salmon), 5963 nucleotides. The record is from RefSeq and is a predicted model, not a curated record. NCBI's taxonomy places the organism in Eukaryota, Metazoa, Chordata, Actinopteri, Salmoniformes, Salmonidae.
UCAGCUGGGGGAACAGUAGCGGACUGCAGAAGCUCUCCUCUCUCUCCGGGCCCCAGCCGACACUGAGCUGCUUCCCUGCCUAGCUGCUUCCCUUCCUCUCUCUCCGGAUGGGGGAGUCUCUGCUGCUAGCGCCCAGCUUGGCUCAGACUCUGGCCGUCAGCGCAGCUAAAACCUCGAAGCUCUCUCUCUCUUCGUCCAACCAGCGCUCCCUUGCCGCCUGGAUCAAAGACAACAUCAGGAAGAAGGAGUGUUGCUUCUACGUGGACGGUGACAGUAACGGGAUCUGUAAGUGUGGUUACCAGAGGAUUCACCAUGUUGAUGCCUCUAUCAAACCUGAGAACUACCUGGGAGAGACAUGGGACAGGGAGAGACAUGUACAGGAGCUCCCUACUGAUGCUUAUGGAGACAUCUGGUUUGGUGGCCUUGGACAGAAGAUUGGCAAGUAUGUGCGCGUCUCCUCAGACACCUCUCCAGACCUGCUGUACCAGCUCCUGACAGAACAGUGGAAACUUCCUCCUCCUAACCUGCUCAUCUCUGUCACCGGAGGGGCCAAGAACUUCUACAUGAAACCUCACCUCACAGCACUGUUCCGCAGGGGCCUCAUUAAAGUGGCCCAGACUACAGGUGCCUGGAUCAUUACAGGUGGCACCCAUGCAGGUGUGAUGAAGCAUGUAGGCCGGGCAGUGAGGGAGUACGUCCUCAGCAGUGGCUCUAUGGAGGGGCAAAUAGUGUCCAUUGGAGUGGCGACCUGGGGAGCCAUACACAACAGGAGUCCCCUGGUACACCUGGAGGGCCGGUUCCCAGCACACUACUCCCUGGACAUGCAGUCCCAGGGUCACCUCUCCUGUCUGGACAACAACCACUCCCACUUCCUGCUGGUGGAUGAUGGAACACACGGACGCUACGGCGUGGAGAUAGAACUACGCUCUCGACUAGAGAGACUCAUCUCCCAGCAGCCUCUGGGAAACAGAGAGAGUGGAGUGAGGAUCCCAGUAGUGUGUGUGGUGCUGAAUGGAGGACCAGGCACUCUCAGUACCAUCUACGGUGCCAUGCGGAACAGGACUCCCUGUGUCGUCCUGGAGGGGUCAGGGAGACUUGCGGACGUCGUCGCCCAUGUGGCUGGUCUCCCCGUUACCAAGGUUACCCUGUCUGUCAUCCACCAGCUAAUGAAACGGUUCUUCGGACCGGAGUACGACUCCUUCACAGAGCUCGAGAUCAUAGAAUGGACCAAGAAGAUUCAGGACAUCAUCAGGACGCCUCAGCUACUGACAGUGUUCCGUAUGAGUGAAGACAACCAUGGUGACGUUGAUGUGGCUAUCCUCCAGGCGCUGCUCAAAGCCAACAGGAGCAGUGAGUGUGUUGGGAUGGAGCGCUGGGAGAGACAACUGGAGCUAGCCGUAGCCUGGAACAGAGUGGACAUCGCUAAGACGGACAUCUUCACUGAGGAUAGCCAGUGGAAGUCCAGUGACCUGCAUCAGGCCAUGUUCUCAGCCCUGGUGGGCCACAAACCCCAGUUUGUCCGGCUGCUCCUGGAGAACGGAGUGUGUCUGAGAGAGUUCCUGGGGGACCAGACCACUCUGUGUGACCUCUACACCCAACUGCCCACUUCCUGCUUCUUCCUGCGCCGCCUGGCCAAGCGCAUCCAGCCCGAGAAGAGUCGACGGAGUCAGAACCUGAGUCCCCGGGGCGCCGCAGCGAGGACCAUCUCUCUCAGUCACGUCUCGGAUGAAAUACGCCACCUACUGGGCAGUUUCACCCAGCCACUCUACCCCCUGCCUGGCCUGCACUCCACCAGGUACCCCAAGGAGGAUGUCGCUGUCACACUGCCACCCAAAGAGCAGCUGGAGCUCCAGGCCUCGCCAGAUCCAGACAGAGGACCAGGGAGAGAUACAGGAAGGGGAGAGGAGACUUUCAGAGACCCAGGCGGAGACCUUUUCCUCUGGGCCAUCCUGCAGAACAAGAAAGAGCUGGCUGAGAUCGCCUGGGAGCAGUCCCGGGACUGCAUGUCUGCGGCUCUGGCCGCUAGUAAGAUCCUGAAGAAGCUGGCUGAGGAAGGAGCGGAAGAGGAGGAUGAGGCGGAGGAGAUGAGAGAACUGGCCAAACAUUAUGAGAGACAAGCCAUCGGUGUGUUCAGUGAGUGCCACUGCUGUGAUGAGGAGCGUGCCCAGAGGCUGCUAAUCCGGGUCUCUUCAUCCUGGGGUCAAACCACUUGUCUGAGGCUGGCUCUGGAGGCUGAUGACAAGAGCUUUGUUGCUCACUCUGGGGUUCAGGCUCUCCUGACCCAGAUCUGGUGUGGGGAGCUGGCGGCGGACAAUCCUCUGUGGAGGGUGCUGCUAUGUAUGCUGUUCUUCCCUCUCAUUUACACUGGCUUCCUGGGAUUCAGGCGUGAUGAGUCCAUCCAGAGAGAGUCAGAGAGGAGCGCUGAGCUGCUCACCAUGGAGUCAUUAACAGGAAGCCAGGCCUGCACCAGGAGGAAGCCUCCUGUUCAUGACCUCCCUGCCAGGAUCCAUCUGGGUCUGAAGCCGUUGACAGUCUCCACCCGGCUGGUCAGCCUCUUCACCUCUCCUCAGGUGAAGUUCUACUGGAACAUUUUGUCCUACUUCAGCUUCCUGCUGCUGUUCUCUGUGGUGCUGAUGAUCGACUUCCAGGCCACGCCCUCCUGGAGGGAGGGGCUUCUCUAUGUCUGGCUCAUCUCAUUGGUCUGUGAGGAGGUCCGACAGCUGUUCCAUGACCCAGAUGGGUUUGGGUUCCGUAAGAAGGCUGAUAUGUACAUUAAUGACAUGUGGAACAUUCUAGACUUUCUGUCCAUCCUGCUGUUCAUCAUCGGCCUGGCCUUCAGACUGACCACCAGGCUGUUCUACGCAGGGAAGGUCAUCCUGUGUAUCGACUUCAUCAUCUUCUGUCUUCGUCUCAUGGCCAUCUUCAUCAUCAGUAAAACUCUGGGCCCCAAGAUCAUCAUCGUCAGGAGAAUGAUGUUGGACAUGUUCUUCUUCAUGUUCCUGCUGAGUAUCUGGGUGGUAGCAUACGGCGUUGCUAAGCAGGGCAUCCUCAUCCACAACGAGGACAGACUGGACUGGAUCGUCCGGGGCGUCAUCUACGAACCAUACCUUAUCAUCUUCGGGAAUAUGCCCUCUAACAUCGACAAUGCCCUGUUUGACAUAAAGGCCUGCAGUGUAAAUGGUACAGAGCCUCGAAAGCCGAAAUGUCCUAUUCUUAACGAGGACAAGAGGCCUGCAUUCCCUGAGUGGCUGACUAUAAUCCUACUGUGUGUCUACCUGCUGUUUGCCAACAUACUGCUGCUCAACCUGCUCAUAGCAAUCUUCAACUAUACUUUCCAGGAGGUUCAGGAUAACACAGACACCAUCUGGAAAUUCCAGCGUUAUGAACUGAUCAAGGAGUACCACAGUCGGCCCGCUGCCCCCCCUCCAUUCAUCCUCCUCUCCCACAUCUUCCUCUUCAUCAGACGCAUAGUGCUGCAGAGACCCCCCAAUAGUUACAGAGCCUUCAAGGAGGAGCUGCCUGAGGCGGAGGAGGAAGAGUUGUUGUCGUGGGAAUCCUUUAUGAAGGAUAACUACCUUCUCUCCUGUAGACAGCGGCAAAGCCAGAGCAUUGAGCACCGUACCACAGACACCGCUGACAAGGUUGGCGCCAUGGCAGAGCUGCUACAGAGGGAGGAUUCCACCGGGUCGGUUGCUUUAGUGAAGAGAUUGACCAGAGUGGAGGAGCAGGUCUCCCAGUCAGCCAGAGCUCUACAGUGGAUCAUGGACACCCUGAAAGCUCAGGGUCUACACUCUAAAGAGGAGGCUCCACAGCUUGCCUCACCUGGUAAGCUGAAGACGUCUGAAAGUGAACCCAGUGAACCCCAUAGACAGGAGAAGUCAGAGAGAGAGAAGACAUUUUACCACGUCAACGCCCGGCGUCUGGACUACCCUGACAGUACCGUCCCUCGCUUCCCCGUUCUUGAGGAGAAGGUGCCCUGGGAGGUUGACUUCAUCCUUUACAAUCCUCCUGUUCUGAAUGGAGACAGCCAGGAGAAGAUAGACGGAUCAGAACCUGGUUCUGUAAAGAGUUACAGAAACCCAGCAGGCAGGACAGGCAUGAGAGGAAGAGGAGCGCUCACCUGUCUGGGUCCAAACCUGAUCGUGGACCCUGUCCUCACACGCUGGAGAGAUAGUGAGAGAUCUGCUCUGGAGUUCCUGGCGGUCUGGGACCAGGAGGACGGGCUCUGGACACUUCCUGGGGGUCCUGUCCAAUCAGACGAGCCCCUGCCAGACAGAUUACUGAGGAUUAUGGGACAGAAGAUCUAUGACAGGAUAAAAACUAAGGUGGUAGAGGGAAUUAAGGUCCACGAGGGCUACGUAGAUGACGUCAGGAAUACAGACGAUGCCUGGGUAGAAACUACAGUCCUGAACAUCCAUCUCGACAGGAGAAGUCUACUGAUGGCUGAUAUCAACCGCAUGGCUGAGAAUACCCUGGGCUGUGUGGAGCUGGUCCAGUGGAUGGAGGUGAGCAGCAGGACCAGGAUGUGUUCUUACCAGAGAGAUGCUCUGAGACGGGUGGCCGAGCUGCACCAGAGGACCUUCCAGCUGCACCAGAGGACCUUAUAACUUCACCAGAGGACCUUAUAGCUGCACCAGAGGACCUAAUAGCUGCACCAGAGGACCUAAUAGCUGCACCAGAGGACCUUCUAGCUGCACCAGAGGACCUUCUAGCUGCACCAGAGGACCUUCUAGCUGCACCAGAGGACCUUCUAGCUGCACCAGAGGACCUUCUAGCUUCACCAGAGGACCUUCUAGCUGCACCAGAGGACCUAAUAGCUGCACCAGAGGACCUUCUAGCUGCACCAGAGGACCUUCUAGCUGCACCAGAGGACCUUCUAGCUGCACCAGAGGACCUUCUAGCUGCACCAGAGGACCUUCUAGCUAGAAAGAGGACCCACACUGUACUGGUUAGAGUACUGUUGAGAUGUACUGUACUGGUUAGAGUACUGUUGAGAUGUACUGUACUGGUUAGAGUACUGUUGAGAUGUACUGUACUGGUUAGAGUACUGUUGAGAUGUACUGUACUGGUUAGAGUACUGUUGACAUGUACUGUACUGGUUAGAGUACUGUUGACAUGUACUGUACUGGUUAGAGUACUGUUGACAUGUACUGUACUGGUUAGAGUACUGUUGAGAUGUACUGUACUGGUUAGAGUACUGUUGAGAUGUACUGUACUGGUUAGAGUACUGUUGAGAUGUACUGUACUGGUUAGAGUACUGUUGAGAUGUACUGUACUGGUUAGAGUACUGUUGAGAUGUACUGUAGAGUUAUAAUAAUGUAAGAGACAUGUCGGAGGACCAUAUAUCAAAUCAAAUCACAUUUUAUUGGUCACAUACACGUGUUUAGCAGAUGUUACUGCGGAUGUAGCCGAAAUGCUGGUAAAUAUGUAUUCCUUCACUGUGAGAUACUAUAUGUAUAUAUUUGAUAGGCUUUAAUAGUUCAUAUAUCGUAGUGUAUAGUAUACUGUUUAAUGGAAGUUCAGAUUAAAAGAGGACACUGACGUAUCAGAUAUGAGCAAGCAAACUGGAUUAGACCAGUUAGCCUAUAAUGAUGUCACGUCCUGACCAGCAGAGGGAGUAAUUGUAUUAGUUUUGGUCAGGAUGUGGCAGAGGGUUUGUGUUGUGUGUAGGUUCUAGGUAGGUUUUCUAUGUGUAGUUUUGGGUGCUGGACUCUCAAUUGGAGGCAGGUGUUUCUAGUUGCCUCUGAUUGGGAGUCCUAUAAACAGGUGUGUGUUUUUCUUUGUGGUUGUGGGUAGUUGUUUGUGAGCACUGCUUUUGUUUAGCCUGCCACACUGUUCUUGUCGUGAGUAUUGUUUAUUCCCUGUGGAUGCUUUGCUCGUGUUUUAUUAAAAAGAUGAGUAUCCACAUUCCCGCUGCGUAUUGGUCCUCCCUUCAACACAACGACAUUAUUUGUGACAAAUGA